This is a messenger RNA of Striga hermonthica, 939 nucleotides long. The record is from the annotation of a GenBank genome assembly. Lineage: Eukaryota; Viridiplantae; Streptophyta; Magnoliopsida; Lamiales; Orobanchaceae.
AUGGGAGGAGGAGCUUUCAGGGCAGCGUCGAAGCUAGCCGGAAUUGCCGCGACUACCGGGUCUAUCCGUGGCAUCGCGGCGGAGCGCUUCCCGUUGUCCGCCGCACGAAAAGCUAGCUCGGUUUUUCCUGCGGCGACGACGGUGGAGGACGUGAAUCUCGUGGCGGAGGCAGGAGUGCAAAGGCCCUGUUCGGGGAUCGACGAUUGGGUGUUCGCCGGCGGAGAGAAGGAUGAUCUUCCUAGCGGCGGUGAGCCGCUUCCGAGGGUUGUCUUUGGUGGUGUGCCGAGUCUUCAGGAAGCCAAGGAGGCCACUUCUGAACUUACAGUCGCACUUGACAAUGCCUAUUUGUCGUCUCCCAAUUCAGUCGGCUGCAAGAGUUCAGUUGGAUCAGAGAAUGACUGUAUCAUGUCUCUAACAAACAAACAGGAUGACGACGUCAAAGCUUGUGUUUCCAGUGAUGUUGCUGUGCCAGCCCCUGCUAUUAUGGCGUUUAGGUUUCUGCAUGAGAACCCUAUGGCCCAGAAUGUUGUUGCUUCUAUUGCCUGCGAUCCUAAUGUCUGGAAUGCCGUAUUACAAAACAACGAGCUACAAGACUUUCUCCAGUCACAGAGAGCAUGUUCUUUCUCUGAGAGGACUUUGAAUGUGAAGUUGGUUGAUGGUUCCGAUUUUCCUGAUUGUUCGUCUACUAAAAGCACUGAUGAAGCACCUGGGCCUGGGGGCGGGUUUACGGAUUUUCUUCAGAGGAUAAAGAGCACUGUAAUUGAUAUGAUGAAUAGCUUGUCUGAUUACUUCACGAGUUUCUUUGGUGGUAAGGGUGUCAGUGGGGUCUUCGUAAAUGCUGAUGGAACUGCAAGGUUGAAUGGUGAGACAGUUAUGGAGAGAUCAUUUAUGGGAUUAGCAGUCAUGGCCAUACUUGUGAUUUUGCUUAAGCGAGCUUAA